Messenger RNA from Myxocyprinus asiaticus (Chinese sucker), 1095 nucleotides. Its product is annotated as CCN family member 2-like. The coding region runs from base 52 to 1095 and encodes 347 amino acids. Gene Ontology annotation, cellular component: extracellular matrix; extracellular region. The transcript has 5 exons. The record is from RefSeq and is a predicted model, not a curated record. Gene Ontology annotation, biological process: cell adhesion; signal transduction. Gene Ontology annotation, molecular function: integrin binding; heparin binding. NCBI's taxonomy places the organism in Eukaryota, Metazoa, Chordata, Actinopteri, Cypriniformes, Catostomidae.
AAACAGUAACACAACUAGAAAAUCACAUUGUGGUGGAACACUUUGCAGAGCAUGAUGGAGAAUAUACAGAGAGAUAGAUACAAAAUGAUGGCAUGGGCACUGCUGUUCUACCUAGGCUCACAGGUGUGCUGUCAGCAGUGUGGUGGUCCAUGCCAGUGCCAAGACUCUGUACCAGUGUGCCCAGAGGGAGUUCCUCUCAUCCUUGAUGGGUGCCAGUGCUGCCAGAUGUGUGCCCGCCAGCAGGGCGAGGCCUGCAGUGAGAUUUUGCUGUGUGACACUCAGCAUGGCCUCCAAUGUGACUACAGCGCCAGCUUCCCUGGUGACCAAGGGGAGUGUGUCAGUCAGAAGGAACUGGGCUGUGAGUUUAAAGGAGUCUCUUACCAGGAAGGCCAGGUAUUUCAGCCAUCCUGUGUUAUUCAAUGUCGCUGUUUGGGUGGAGGGGUGACCUGUGUGCCUCUGUGCAAGGAAGAUGUUCUCCUGCCCACCCCUGACUGCCCUCACCCUCGGCGGGUUCUGCCACCCGGAAAGUGCUGUAAGGAGUGGGUGUGUGAAAAUAUGGACAACACAGUGCUUCAGGAUGCUCAAAUCGCUUCGAGAACUGACCAGUCACUGACUUCUCAGCUUGGACACCAAACCAGGCCCAGCUCAAACUGUAUAAAUCAGAGCUCUGAGUGGAGUGCUUGCUCACAAACCUGUGGGUCUGGGAUAUCCAAACGGGUGUCCAAUCAAAAUCCAGCCUGUCGCCUUGAGAUGCAGAUACGCAUGUGUAUGGUCCGAACCUGCCACCUUUUUCCCGUCAGAACCCCACAGUUUUCAAAGAGGAAAUGUCAACCCAGCUACAGGUCAGCAACCCCAGUGCGGCUUUUCCACCAGGGCUGCUAUAGUAUCCAGUUGUACAGACCCCGUUAUUGUGGCCUAUGUACAGACAACCGUUGUUGCACUCCUUACCACACUGGCACAGCACUGGUCACUUUCCGUUGCCCUGGAGGGAGACUGCUCAGUCAAGCUGUCAUGACCAUCAACUCCUGCAUCUGCCAUUACAACUGCCCCUAUUCAUCUACAGGGGCAUAUCGAGGAACAGCCUUCUGGGGUUAG